AAUGACUACAUGCUGACGGAUGAAUGGUGAUCAAACCACUGCAUCACCCAGACAGGGCCCUUGAGCCAGCAGCUGUCACCCCUUCCCCCUCCACCAACCAACUCCGCUCUGGUGGGAUGAACAGACGGCGCUGCCAUGCGAUGACCAUCCAGCCACGCCUGUGCGGCUGUGGAAGCAGCAACACCAACACACACCACAAAGCAAGCAAGCGAUGAGCAACUCGCUGCUUAUAUUCCCCCCUCUUUCUCGCCCUCCCUGGCGGCCAUCACAACAACAACAACAACAGCAGCAGCAGCCAACACCCCCUCCACCGCCGAUGCACCAGCAAGCAGCAGCAGCGCCAGCAUCACUUGCUGCUGAACACAUCCCUCCAACCAACCAACCAGCCAACCAACCAACCCAUCGCACUGCUGCUGGCGGAAGCUGGCUGUUUGCAGCUGGGAACAGGUGGCGACAGCACAAGUUGCAUUUUCGGUUGGAAGCAGCAGCAGCAGAGGUGAUGUUCUCGCACAAGCAGGAUGAGGGAAAUGUCAAGGAUACUUGCUACGCGUGCCAGCUGCACUCGCCUCACACAUGGUGGUGAGGUAGCAGCACACAUCAGGAUGUCGAUGGAAGCGGGCUCGCAUGCCGGCUGCUGCUGCUGCAACUCCCCCGAUUCGGCUGCCGCUGCUGUGCUCAUGCAGUAUUCCUACAUGUGAGCAAGCGGCGACUGUGUGAGGAUCGUUUGAGGAUGAUGGGUGGUGCACACAUGAUGGAAUGGGAGGAGCAGCUGUGGGCACGCACGUCCAUGGUCAUGGUGGGCACAUCCAACAACAGCGACGCAGCUAUGCGCAGGGCCACAUCAGAAGAGGGCAAGGAAGCCGCCAUGAACGACCCAUCAGCAUCAUCAUCCACCUUUCCCAUUUCUCUCUCCUUUUUCGUUCUUCCACCUCAGCUUGGCGGUUACCAUCACCACCAUCACCAUCGACCGCACAGCCGACAUCACACUCCGGCCGACACCAGCUCCAAUCUGUCAUGAGGCAGACAUUGCACAUGUCAGUCGCUCUGACGAUGAGCGUUGAGGGGGCGCAUGAAGCGGUGGAACCAACGACGAUGACGAUGACGAGUGAUGAAGGCCAUGCAUCACGUCUCCAUCCAACCGACCAAGCAAGCAGCCGAGCGAGCGAGCAAAGGACACGGCGUGGCAAGGGGCCGUUUGUUUUCCCCGUUUCCACCACCAGCAGCAACAGCAACAACCGAUGUAUGGCUGCAUUUUGGAUGAGCUGGCUUCUUCCGUCUCUCGUCCAUCUCCUCCUCCUCAUCGUCUUCGUCGUCAUUGGUUACCAACAGCAGCGGCUGCGGCCGUAGAUGUGGAGGGUGUGAUGUACGUCGAUGUGCCGUUGCCUCGCAUGACGAUGACGAUGAUGGUGGACGGUGGCCGAUCUCUUCCCAGGCCCUCAUGACACGAGCAGGGCGAUACACGCACACACGAAUGUGCGAGAAAAGAAGGC
Molecule: messenger RNA, 1490 nt
Organism: Salpingoeca rosetta
Lineage: Eukaryota; Choanoflagellata; Craspedida; Salpingoecidae
Exons: 11
Coding region: 757-1347 (196 amino acids)
Source: RefSeq, a predicted model, not a curated record